CUGGGCGUUGGACUCGAGCUUCAUCUUCAUCACUCAAAUUUUUUCUCCGCGGCGGGGAUUUAAUUGUGGAGCGAGAGACGCUCCGGGUUCUCCGUCUGUUCCGCGCUACAGGGCUUUGUUUUAAUCCCGGCUGUGGUUCUCCCUGAAGGACACGGGUUCUAGAGUCAGGAGCGCGCGCGCAGAGCGGGUUCUCUCUUUGUGUCUGCUUCGGGGGUUUUGGUUUCUUUGUUGAGAGGAGAGAGAGAGAGAGAGAGAGAAAUGGGAGCGCAAUCAUCUAAAACAGAGAACCCUGGAGAGGCGGCGGUUGGUUCCCCAGCCAAAGCCAACGGACAGGAGAACGGCCAUGUGAAGGUGAACGGGGAUGCGGCAGAGGUGAAGGAGGAGGCACAGACAAAUGGCAGCACUGCAGCUGAGGGAGAGCAGGAGGUGAAGAAAGAGGAGGAGGAGGAGGAGGGCGGAGACAAAGCUGAAGCCACACCUGCUGAGAAAGAGGGAGAAGACGGAGAGAAAGAAAAAGAUGCGGCAGAUGAAUCUGUCACUCCUGCACCUGCUGAAGAUGAGAAACCGUCUAGCAGUGAGGAGACACCGAAGAAGAAGAAGAAGCGCUUCUCCUUUAAGAAGUCCUUCAAGCUGAGUGGCUUCUCUUUCAAGAAAAACAAGAAGGAGACUGGUGACGCUGGAGAGCAGGAGGAGCAGAAGAAAGAGGGAGAUGAGGAGAAGGAGGAGAGGAAAACAGAGGAGGAGGACGUGAAGAAAGAGGAGGACGUGAAGAAAGAGGAAGACGAAGGUGAAGCAGCAGCAGCUGCUGCUGAGGAGCCUAAAAUUGAGGAGGAGAAAAAGGAAACGGAGGAGGUGGAGAAAAAGGAAGAGGAGGAGAAAGAAAAGGAGAAAGUGGAGGAACAAAAGGUAGAGGAGAAAGUGGAGGAACCAAAGGUAGAGGAGGCGGAGAAACCAGAGGAGGAAGUGAAGAAAGAGGCAGAGGAAGAACCUGCUGGAGUCGAAUCAUCCGUCCAGCAGGAGGCACCAAACGAAGAUAAAGCAGAGGAAGUGGCUCCGGCUGAACAGGAAACAGCGCCCGCUGAGUCAGAAGCUGGAGCAGCGGAGUAACUAACACACACACACACGGCGUGUCUUGAUUUGUUUGUGGGUCAGUGGGGUGGGGCUAAAUUUAAUCAGCCAAUUACAAACUUCAUGCGGUGACAUCACCACUCGUCCUGCACUACUUGGUGGUGGUGUGUAAAAAAAAAAAAAAAAAAGUGGUCAUGUGACCAUAUUUUAUGAUGGAUUAGUUUAACCUGAGCCCCGCCCCUUUUGACCCACAGACACUCCAAAAUGCCGUAUGAAAAUAAACACACCCCAGUUGUGGAAUAUCUCACACACACACACUUUUCAGGACAUUUCCCUGUUUGGCUACCUUUGUAUACGAUCAGAGACAUUUAAAAGUUGUUUCGUUAAAAUAACCCCUCCUUCCACUCUUUACCAAGUGGGCGGGGUUAAACCAAGUUUUCACAUUGAUAGUAAUAAUUUACAAUUUUCUAAACUCAGUAUUAAUUAUUUUAUUUUUUUACACAAAAAGUGCAGAUUAAAGGAUACGCCCAUGGGAGGGGAGUUACACAAAGGGGUGGGGCCACAACAAGAGACUUUGCAGUUUUCAGUAAGUGAAAGUAAUCGUUAAACACAAGUAAAUUUUAGCUGAAAUGUUUGGAUCCCAGCAGUGAUAUUUUAGCACUGUGUGUGUGUGUGAGUGUGAGAGACUGUCAGGAAUUAAAAUGUGUAAUUAUGUACAGGAGGGAGGUUUUAACUGUGAUUAUUGUAUAAUAAUAAUUAAAAAUCAGGCACACAGCUCUUUUACCACCAGGCCUAAUCGUUUUGUAAAAUAAAUGAAAUUUAAAAUUCAUCCUCAAGGGAUUUUUUUUUUUUAGACUCGACUCAAGCUGUGACUCUUUCUACUGUGGUUUGAUCUUUGAAAUAAAUCUGUCUGAUGCAAAAAGUAGCAUUUCCUCUUUCACUUUUUGCUCUUUUCCACUUUUGUAAAUACUGCAGAAGUUUUUUUUUUUUUUUUCCACUGGUUUGAGAUGGAAUGUAACUUUUGCUUACAAUCGUUUCUGCUCGAGGUGUUCGGGCUUCUGUGAGCACACUAAAGCAAAAUAAAUGUUCAGAAAAUUUCAACAA
Messenger RNA from Neoarius graeffei (lesser salmon catfish), 2172 nucleotides. RefSeq names its product myristoylated alanine-rich C-kinase substrate-like. Lineage: Eukaryota; Metazoa; Chordata; Actinopteri; Siluriformes; Ariidae. Gene Ontology annotation, cellular component: actin filament bundle; cytoplasm; plasma membrane. The transcript has 2 exons. The coding region runs from base 259 to 1107 and encodes 282 amino acids. Gene Ontology annotation, biological process: central nervous system development; actin filament organization. The record is from RefSeq and is a predicted model, not a curated record. Gene Ontology annotation, molecular function: actin filament binding; calmodulin binding.